Macrosiphum euphorbiae (potato aphid) is the source of this 258-nucleotide messenger RNA. NCBI's taxonomy places the organism in Eukaryota, Metazoa, Arthropoda, Insecta, Hemiptera, Aphididae. The record is from the annotation of a GenBank genome assembly.
AUGCUGAAACAAAACGAAAUGCAAUUAAACAUUAAAAAAGACAAAGAGAAAGCAGAGAAAGAAAAGGAUUAUGAUCUAGUCAAAAUAUUGUUGCAAAACUUCCAAGUCUUUAACGAAGUAGAGGAGAAAAAAAACGCUGAGCGACGGCAAAAGAUGAUCUUCUAUGGAAAAAGAGUUAAAAAUGUCGAUCGACCAGAAAACAGAUCUGAGACAAAGACAGAAAAAGAUUGCGAUGAACGAAUUUUCGGAGGCUGUUAA